This is a messenger RNA of Boleophthalmus pectinirostris (great blue-spotted mudskipper), 4216 nucleotides long. It is a transcript of the gene nfatc1, whose product is annotated as nuclear factor of activated T cells 1. The coding region runs from base 247 to 2712 and encodes 821 amino acids. The record is from RefSeq and is a predicted model, not a curated record. NCBI's taxonomy places the organism in Eukaryota, Metazoa, Chordata, Actinopteri, Gobiiformes, Gobiidae. The transcript has 10 exons. Gene Ontology annotation, molecular function: RNA polymerase II cis-regulatory region sequence-specific DNA binding; DNA-binding transcription factor activity, RNA polymerase II-specific; transcription factor binding. Gene Ontology annotation, cellular component: transcription regulator complex. Gene Ontology annotation, biological process: regulation of transcription by RNA polymerase II; cytokine production; calcineurin-NFAT signaling cascade.
AUCUCCCAGACACACAGGCGCACGCUCCCCAAAAUAACCCGACUAGAAAUUAUAGGCACAUGCACUUUUACGCGUUUGCUAUAGCUUUGGAUACGAGUUUUUGAUCAAGGAACAACUUCACUUCUCUUGUAAUUUCAGCUAAAUACUAUCCUGGGAGUAUAUUAUCAACGCUUUAUGGAUAAAAUACUACUGUGAUCUGAAGAAAUUUCGAGUUUGGUCACGCUGUUUUUGGCACGUAAACGCAAAAUGAAGUCAGCUGAAGAAGAUGCAUUCAGCUACACUCCAAACAUCAGCCUCUCCUUGCCCUUGAGCGCCCCCUGUCUUCCGUCCCAGUACCACAGUCUGCAGUCCAGCCCCACCAUCUCUGUCACCGAAGCCCAUCACCACAGCAACUUCGACUCCACCUCCCCCCAGGACGAGCUCAGGGCAUCAGGGUACUUCUCCUCCCCGCGUCCCAAUGGAGCGCCCGCCUUGGAGAGUCCCCGAAUUGAAAUAACCGCUUACAGCCAAUUUACCGAAGAAGAGGUAGAGGAGAGCACCCUACCUGUUGCUAAAAGGGUAAAUUCUAUUGUUACGCUAACCCUCCCAAAUGCAGAGGGUUACCGGGACCCUAGUUGCCUAAGUCCUGCUAGUAGUGUCUCAUCACGUAGCUGCCACUCGGAAGCUUCAUCUUACGAAUCAAGCUUCUCCUACAACUACGAUAACUCACCCCAAAACUCACCUUGGCAGUCUCCGUCAGUUUCGCCAAAAGGGUCAACUCUGGCCAUGCCCGGGGAUACCCACUCACCUUCCGGAUCGCCCCGUACAAGCAUUACGGAAGACACCUGGAUGGGUCAGAAAGGGUCCCGACCAAAUUCACCGUGUGGGGCAAAGAGAAAGUAUAGCUUCAAUGGUAGCGGUACACCACAUAAGUACCCAUAUUCACCAACGCAUUCGCCAGGUCUAUCCCCACAAGCAUCACCACGACUUAGCAUUACAGAUGAAACUUGGUUGCCGAAUACUAACCAGUACACCAAUUCGGCCAUAUUGGCAGCGAUAAAUGCCCUCACCACAGACGGGAUGGUUGAUUUGACAGAAGGGAUACCGUUAAAAGCAAGGAAGACCAGUUUGGAGCACAGUACUACGCUUAGCUUGAAGGUGGAGCCGGUGAGUGAAGACAUGGGUCAAACAGAGCUGUGUUCGGAUGAAAGGUCUGGGCUGAAGAAGGAAGGGGGGUAUGGAGGGGGGUUCCUGGAUGUCCCACAGCAUCCCUACUCAUGGACCAAACCAAAGACAUACAUCAGCCCCUCCCUGCCUGCUCUGGACUGGCAGCUGCCCUCCUCUUCGGGACAGUACAGUCUUCAGAUAGAGGUUCAGCCCAGGUCCCAUCACAGAGCGCACUAUGAGACAGAGGGGAGCAGGGGGGCUGUGAAGGCCCUCACCGGACACCCCGUGGUACAGCUCCACGGGUACAUGGAGAGCGAGCCCCUGACCCUGCAGCUGUUCAUUGGCACCGCAGACGAUCGUUUGCUCCGCCCGCACGCCUUCUACCAGGUCCACCGCAUCACCGGCAAAACCGUGUCAACCCCGAGUCACGAAGCUCUGCACAACAACACCAAAGUCCUGGAGAUCCCUCUGCUGCCCGAGAACAACAUGAGGGCCAUAAUUGACUGCGCUGGGAUCCUGAAGCUGCGUAACUCAGACAUAGAGCUGCGUAAAGGAGAGACGGAUAUCGGGCGGAAGAACACACGCGUGAGGAUGGUCUUCAGAGUCCACAUCACCCAGAGCUCCGGGCGCAUGGUGUCUCUACAGGCUGCAUCCAACCCCAUUGAGUGCUCUCAGAGAUCGGCACAGGAGUUGCCGUUGGUGGAUAAACAGAGCCUGGAGACCUGCCCUGCCUCCGGAGGACUCCCCAUGGUCCUAGAGGGACACAACUUCCAGCCCGACUCCAAGGUCAUGUUUGUGGAGAAAGCCCAAGAUGGACAGCACCUUUGGGAGACAGAGGCCAAGGUGGAGAGGGACACUGCCAAACCUAACACACUGGUGGUGGAAGUCCCUCCGUACAGGACCCAAAGGCUGUCGGCUCCAGUUCACGUCAACUUCUUCGUGUGCACUGGUAAACGCAAACGCAGCCAAUACCAGCGCUUCACCUACGUCCCCGCCACUGUCCCAACUAUAAAGACAGAGCCUCAUGACGACUUUGACAGCUCUCUCGUCUGCACUUCGCUGCCUCUGCACCCAAAACCGUACUUCCCCCCACCCACUCUCACUCCCAUAAUCCUCAGCGGUCCUGGGUCACCCUUCUCCUCUACUCAAACACCUCAGCGCAUCACCCCGAAGCCUCCACCGCCCAUACCUCCUGCCUCACCCAGCCCCAAACUCCACAGCCUGUCACCCACGGCAACGACCUUCAACCUCCCCAUACCCCAUGUGUCAAUCAUCCAAGAGACACCCGGGCGGUUCGCUUCAAGUCCGCUGUCCCAACCGUCCACGCCAAGCCCAGAAUCGCCAUUUUCUAACAACAACACUACAAAUGUUCAGCCCGCCCCCAGCCCCUCUCCUCUGCCCCUUCCACCCAAAGACAGGUCUAGGGAUGGAGCCAGCACCCCCUCGCAGGGAGCUCCCGUCAGCAUCAAGCAAGAACCACAAGAGCUGGACCAGAUGUACCUCGAUGAUGUCAAUGAAAUCAUCAGGAACGAUUUGUCAAGCAUCUCCGUCCACAGCCAUGCGUAGCUUCCUGCGUGAGAGGUCAAAGGUCACACCAAAGACACUACUCUUCCUGCCUUUUGUGAUCGGAUGACAAAAGUACUGCACAAACUUUGAUAAAAUUUGAACAUUAACGACGACCAGGGUCCAACUAAACGUGCCUUGUUUUUGGAUUGCCUUCAAUGUUAUCAGGAAGAAUAACGACUGAUAUUAACCUGUAAAAAUGAAGUAGCCACCACCGUAGUUAAGCUUUUAGACCAAAACGAAGCAUUCCCUAUGUGUCUUUCUGAUUGUAGUUUGUAAAUGAUUCAGUGCCUAUUAUAUGACACAUGUAUUUGUAUAUAAUGUAAACAGCAAUGCUCCAUAUCUAGCAUUUGAAAUCGUUUAAGUCGUGCCUUUAACUGGAAUUAUAAGUUCAUGUGUUUAUUUGUUUGUAAUCAUAUAAACACUUUUUUUUUUCAAUUUUUAAGUAAGAAAAGCACUAAAAUGUUUUGCAUUUAACUUUUUUCUCAAUGAGUGUGUCGUUAAAUUCCUGGUUGUAGCCUACCUAACCUGGAUGUCCUCAUGACAAUCAUAGCUAAAACAUUCAAAAACUGAAUAUUCAUCGGUUUCAAGUUUUGAAAAUUUAGGAUUGUUGCCAUUGCAAUGAAUGAUUUAGAAUGGUGUUGUAUUUGUUGUUGUAUUAGUCGUUGUAUUAGAUGAAAAUCAUGAUACUGAAAGCCAUAAAUAUGUUUCUUAUGAAGAGUCGAAUAAAACUGAAAACAGGGCUGUGGACAGAAUAUAGGGGGACCUGGGGCCAGAAGGCUCACAUAGCCCCCUUUAAACCACGACAAUCAUUUGGAUGUUAUGUACCUAAUUUUUUAUACUUUUGAUAAAAUAAUUGAAAUGGCUGUGGUACAAAUAUAAGGGAAUCUCAACUUGCAAUAUUUCUGAUGUUUCUUUCAACCAAAUGAGCUCAAAUGUAAAAUAGCUUUAUCUUUCUAAACCAGUUGCACUUAUAGCAGGAGCAGUUCAUCUCAGUUUUAAUGAUGCUGGACAAUACAACCUGGAAGCUACAUGCAAAAUUAGCAUUGUUAGCUAAUGCAAACUGCACAAAAUUACCCAAAGAAAUGCCGCCAAAAGCAAUAUAAAUAUAGCAAUGUAUAGCCUACCAUUUUGUAUUGUUUGUAUUUAUUCUUAGCAUGAGCUUUCAGUAAAGAAUUUUUUUUAUUUCAAAAUGUAAUGUAUUAUCGUCAUCUUUUUCCAUUUUAUGUUGAUCAAAAGUAAUGUUAAUGUUCAUCAACUUAAAAUGUCAUCUUAAUGAACAUAACAUAUUUAGAUGGAAAAAGGCAUAAUUCAAGUCAACAUGACAUUUUUGAGUGCUGUUUAACCCUGUUUAUCUCAUACUACCUGACACUGUGGAGACAUUAUAUUUCCUGUUUUGUAUGUAUUUUGUAUUUAAGAGUCUUAACCAAUGGGAGAAGCCAUAGACAUUUACUGCACAAGUUAUUAUCCUGCUUCAUCCUCAUUUUGUUUAUUUGUAAUAAAUGAG